UGUUUGUAAUAUUUACAUUAUCAGCUUUAAUUUCAAAGUCUUUCUUGGACAUUGGCUCUGUAUCAAGGAUAUUGGACAGGUAUAAUCAAACUUUGCCUGCAGUUCUGCUGGAAAUUUGAGAAUCAAGAAAGUAGCCAAAAUACAACUGAACUAGAACACAUAACUGAGGUACUCAUAUCAAACAGCAUUUUUCCUUUAUAGACUCACAUUGUUGAUGUCAAUUUUGUUGCCAUACAACCAAACUAGAACCCAUAACAGAAAUCAUACUUGGUAUCAGAUUGGCUGGCCCAAUCCUCUGAGUGGCAUGUCCAGCUUUUCAGGUUUCUGGUGAUAAUUGAUGCAGAGAUGCAAGUGCUCAUCCUAGGAGAGAUUCAUUUUUUGAUUUUGACUUCUCACUGGACAAAAGGGAAAGUUUUCAAUUCACAGGGAUUGGAAAUUUUUCGGAGUUUUAUUUACUGGUAUCGUCCGUAUCAUGUAAUCAGAAACCCAAAAUUCCUGGAACAAAACUAACUAGAUAAUGAAAAUGGCAGGAUGACUGCUGUAACAGUUUGUGACUAAAUUGACUGGUUUGCCAUUCUUUGCUAUUUCGAUCACGUGACUUACCUUCCAAUAUUUGUUGCAUGGUUAGACUUAUCUCUUUAUUAAGCAGUAUAUUGCCAUGUGUUCAAAGGAUCUUUCUUUUACUUUUCUCAGGAAUUGAACAAGAAAUCAAACUCCUUAUACACAACGUUACGCAACAGCCGGCUUGCUGGGUGUUGGCGAGCUCCAUUUCUGAGGCGUUUUCGCUUGCGUCUGAACUUCAAUUCAUUCUUUGAGGCCACCACUAGAGUUGUACCGAAUGUUGUUAGGCCACGUCCAUCACUUCAAGAUAUGAAUCAGCAACAGCAUUUAAUUAACCAAGUGGUGAAGUUGCUCGUCCGAUGUGACUGAGUGUUGCUGGAGUCUCAAGUUUCCUAACAACCAUCCCCAUUUUGACAGUUAGAUGGAUUGUUUAAAUAGUCUGCUAAAUGUUCAUGGCUUGUUUUCAGCUUUGGUUAAUACCCGUUGAUUAGAUGGUUACAAAUUAGCUGCCCUAAAGUCUACUCUGUGUGUCUAUUUGACCGUCCGGUAACUACCCCAUACCCAUGUGAAAGGUGGAUGGUUAUGGUAUCCUCGGUAGCUGCAGUCUCGUCCUAGAUGCAGCAAACCUAUGAU
Messenger RNA from Rubroshorea leprosula, 1194 nucleotides. The record is from the annotation of a GenBank genome assembly. NCBI's taxonomy places the organism in Eukaryota, Viridiplantae, Streptophyta, Magnoliopsida, Malvales, Dipterocarpaceae.